Drosophila miranda is the source of this 1852-nucleotide messenger RNA. RefSeq lists its product as uncharacterized. Lineage: Eukaryota; Metazoa; Arthropoda; Insecta; Diptera; Drosophilidae. The transcript has 2 exons. The record is from RefSeq and is a predicted model, not a curated record. The coding region runs from base 1304 to 1699 and encodes 131 amino acids.
GUGUGAAACUAUUGUCAAAAUAAGACGUAACCCAAGUGGUGGUACUUUUGUAAAAUAUUUGUACAGGAAAAUGUGUAAAAUUUAGUAAAAAAUAGCGAAAUACAAAGUUCCCCAAUAUAUAUUCGGCGGCUUGCUCAUUCCCAUCAUUCGCAGUAGAGAUGCAAAAGCGGACCAGAACCGGGUCCGGAAUCGCAGAAGUUCGAGCACCGGAGAGGAUAGCGGGCCAUGCUGAGAGAUAUGAUGAGAACAUGCAACAUACUGACAAGGUCUUCAAUCAGAAGUCACUUAACAGGCCACCAGCCUUUGUCAAUCUUUCCAUAUUUCCAUCCUUAAUGCGAUUGGCACCGCCCAGCGAUAGCGUAGAAAGAAAAUACAUUGUCGAUUUAUUCAAAAAUUGCUAUGAUGCGUUGAUUUCCUAUCGCACCGAUCGACAUGCGCCGACUCCAUAACGCUGAGCAAACACACCAGGUCACGCGGACUUCCUUCCACUCCAGACCAAGCAACCGACCAGGCGCAGUCCGGGUUUAGCGCUCGCCCCAGCCCCGGUCCACCCCCUCUAAGAUAGACCAACCUCGACGUCUCCUCAAAGUUCCAUCUACUUCUGCAAAUUUCUUGUGGAUUGACCCCUGGACGUGAAUGAGCUUACCUUCCUCCUGAAAUAGGUCCAUCACAAGUGGCGCCCGAGCAGGGACCUGAGGGAACGUCGACGAGGGUUUGUGGAAUAAAACUCCACGGCCGCUAGAGAAACAGGAAAAACAACGCGAAGGAAACCCCGACUUCACGCAAUUUCCAGCGGUGCGGGUUACGAAAGCGCGGCUCAGCGAUAGAGAAACGGAAACAGUUCCAUCACCCCGAGAUGAAAAUCGAAAAGCCCGCGGCGAAGCUCGACCCAGUGCCCCAGUGCCGAAAAACGCAAGCCAAACGAAAUAGAAAACGCGGAACAGCCCGGUAAGUAUUACCAUGGAUUCGCCAACCCAAGGGUGAGUACCGGAAGGGUGAGCUGGAAUCCUUCGCCGAGGAAUUCGGAUUCAGCCGCGAGGGUAACGCGGAAGAUUUGCGGAGAAAUUUCGCCGAACUAGCAGCCAGAUCACCAGGGCGAGCUAGAUAACCACAGCCCGGCACCUCGGCACAAGUGGAGAAGCGAAAGACAGACCCCGAGCUCAGCCUACGACCCCGUGGAACCACGGGGGGCAAAACCAGCGUCCCGCCGACAUCGAUAACCGCCGUAGGUCUACCAAAGAAGGUCUUUCUCGCAGAAGGAAACGGCCCCACAGACGGCCUUUACUACAGUCACGCCGCCCAGAUGGCGGAAUGGAUUCGAAAGUGGGGAAUCCAGUUCGACGGGCAGGAUGACCCACUGUUUUUCGUUGAGCUACUGGAGGUGCGUACCCUCUCGUACGGGGUAGACAUAAACUGCCUGCCGCGAGCCAUGGCGGAGCUCCUCACCGACCGAGCCAACCGAUGGUUCCGCACCAGCCAACUACAGACCGCCUCAUGGACCGACUUCCGUCAGUACCGAGUUCCGUCAGGACCGAGUUCCGUCAGGACCGAGUUCCGUCAGGAAUUCCUAGCCUUCUUCCUGCCUCCCAGGUACUUCGAGCAGCUGGAAGACCAGAUCAAGGACCGCAAACAAGCGGUAGGCGAUCCGUUCAAGGACUUCACCAUCGAGCUCCGUUUGCUCAUGCACCACGCCGGGUAAGACGCUGCCAAAGAACUCAGUAGGAUCUACGACAACACUCCCCACCGUACCAGCUAUACGUGCGAAGACACGAACUACGAAGCCCAGCACAACGCACGAUAUUGGCCACGGAAUACGAAAGUAUACAGGAGCGGAAUAUCUUAGCAACGCCCA